Messenger RNA from Naegleria fowleri, 1086 nucleotides. RefSeq lists its product as uncharacterized. The record is from RefSeq and is a predicted model, not a curated record. Lineage: Eukaryota; Heterolobosea; Eutetramitea; Acrasida; Naegleriidae. Bases 1 to 1086 code for a protein of 361 amino acids. Gene Ontology annotation, cellular component: cytoplasm. The transcript has a single exon.
AUGAUUCCUCUUCAAGAUUAUGAAUUACUGAAAAAUCUUGAACAUGAAAUCGAUGACUUGUUACAAAAUGAGAAGGAAUUUUAUGAUGAAGAGAAUGAUGUUUCAUGUGCCUUUAUUCGAUUGAACACAAGAUCUCCAAAAGAUGCUGCCUUCUCAACACAAAAAAUUAAACAAAUAUUGAAAAGAAAGUUAUAUGAAAAAUCCAUGCAAUACAGAGAGAAUAGAUUGCUGUCAAAUGAAGAGAAGCAAAAUGAUGAAUUUAUAUCCUUUUUUGAGUCACAAGUGGGAGUGAUGAAAUUUGAAAGUGGAGCUGAAGCAUUGGAAAUGAUGACCACUUCUAAUAGAGUCUUUGAAGAUUUAUCCAUUGCUCUUGAGCACAGAAAAGACCCAGUCGAUUGGAAUGUAUAUAUUGCAAUGCGAAAAUGGAUUUCACAUCAUGAAAUUGGAUUGGAAUUUAGAGGUUUUGUCUAUGAAAGAAAGUUAUGUGCAUUAUCACAAUAUUUUGAUGCCUUAUAUUUUGAAGAUUUGCACAAAAACAAGAAUAUCUAUUUGGAAGCAAUUCAAAAGUUUUUUGAAGAAAAGAAAGGUCAAAUCCCUUAUGAAAAUUGUGUUUUAGAUUUUUUGGUUUUGAAAAACAAUAUAUCCAUCGCAAACGAAGAAGAAACACCUCCUCAACCCCCAACCACCUUAGAUAGCUUAACAGUACAAGUGUUAGAAUUCAAUCCAUUCAAUAAGUUUACCGGAAGUGCCCUAUUUUCAUGGAUUUCUGAUGCGGAUACAUUGCAUGGAAGAAAGCCAUUCGAAUUUAGAAUUAGAGAGAGUCCUCUUCCUGCAUUGAGAAGAGUCCAACCCACAAUGACAUUGGUAAAUGACAAUGGUGGUGAUUAUGUCACAUCUCAACAAAUGAUCAUGUUUAACUUAUUUAAUGUGCAAGAUGAAUCAAUUUUGCAAGAACAUGGAGAUUUGAUUACCAUGGUAGACGACUUUAUGAACAAUGAUCUAGAACGAAUUAAUUCAAAUCUGAGAUAUGUUUUGCAAAAAACGACCAAGGAAACUGCUCUCGAAAGGUUAGCUUUGAGUGAGUAA